AUGGGCCAGAGCGGGCGCGAUUUCGGCCGCUCCACGAGCGCCCGCCCGAGCGCCGCCGGCGCGGGCCCUACGACUAAGAACAGAGGAGCGGGCCCGGAGAGCCGCCCGCCUCUACCAGAUGCGCCAGAGCGGGCGCGAUUUCGGCCGCUCCACGAGCGCCCGCCCGAGCGCGCCGCCGGCGCGGGCCCUACGACUAAGAACAGAGGAGCGGGCCCGAAAAGCCGCCCGCCUCUACCAGAUGCGCCAGAGCGGGCGCGAUUUCGGCCGCUCCACGAGCGCCCGCCCGAGCGCGCCGCCGGCGCGGGCCCUACGACUAAGAACAGAGGAGCGGGCCCGGAGAGCCGCCCGCCUCUACCAGAUGCGCCAGAGCGGGCGCGAUUUCGGCCGCUCCACGAGCGCCCGCCCGAGCGCGCCGCCGGCGCGGGCCCUACGACUAAGAACAGAGGAGCGGGCCCGGAGAGCCGCCCGCCUCUACCAGAUGCGCCAGAGCGGGCGCGAUUUCAGCCGCUCCACGAGCGCCGCCAGCUGAGCCAGGCGGAGCUGCGAGAGCUGCAGGCGGCGUGGCGGCGCGCCGUAGAGUCGGCGGAACGCCGCCUUGCGGCGCACAUUAACAAUAAAUUUUAG
Molecule: messenger RNA, 624 nt
Organism: Ostrinia nubilalis (European corn borer)
Lineage: Eukaryota; Metazoa; Arthropoda; Insecta; Lepidoptera; Crambidae
Product: synapsin-1-like
Exons: 1
Coding region: 1-624 (207 amino acids)
Source: RefSeq, a predicted model, not a curated record